Molecule: messenger RNA, 2500 nt
Organism: Rattus rattus (black rat)
Lineage: Eukaryota; Metazoa; Chordata; Mammalia; Rodentia; Muridae
Gene: Nrg1
Product: neuregulin 1
Exons: 13
Coding region: 406-1791 (461 amino acids)
Biological process (GO): cell differentiation; animal organ development; intracellular signal transduction
Molecular function (GO): protein tyrosine kinase activator activity; chemorepellent activity
Source: RefSeq, a predicted model, not a curated record
ACUUCCCCAAAACUUGUGGGAACUCCGGACCGCGCGGGCAGCAGCAGCGGAGCGCAGCGCAGCGGCGGCAGCUGCCGGGAGAUGCGAGCGCAGACCGGAUUGUGAUCACCUUUCCCUCUUCGGGCUGUAAGAGAGCGAGACAAGCCACCGAAGCGAGGCCACUCCAGAGCCGGCAGCGGAGGGACCCGGGACACUAGAGCAGCUCCGAGCCACUCCAGACCGAGCGGACGCUCCAGGUGAUCGAGUCCACGCCGCUCCCUGCAGGCGACAGGCGACGCCUCCCGAGCAGCCCGGCCACUGGCUCUUCCCCUCCUGGGACAAACUUUUCUGCAAGCCCUUGGACCAAACUUGUCGCGCGUCUCCGUCACCCAACCGGGUCCGCGUAGAGCGCUCAUCUUCGGCGAGAUGUCUGAGCGCAAAGAAGGCAGAGGCAAGGGGAAGGGCAAGAAGAAGGACCGGGGAUCCCGCGGGAAGCCCGGUCCGGCCGAGGGCGACCCGAGCCCAGCACUGCCUCCCAGAUUGAAAGAGAUGAAGAGCCAGGAGUCAGCUGCAGGCUCCAAGCUUGUGCUCCGGUGCGAAACCAGCUCCGAGUACUCCUCACUCAGAUUCAAAUGGUUCAAGAACGGGAACGAGCUGAACCGCAGAAAUAAACCGGAAAACAUCAAGAUACAGAAGAAGCCGGGGAAGUCAGAGCUUCGAAUUAACAAAGCAUCCCUGGCUGACUCUGGAGAGUAUAUGUGCAAAGUGAUCAGCAAGUUAGGAAAUGACAGUGCCUCUGCCAACAUCACCAUUGUUGAGUCAAACGAGUUCAUCACUGGUAUGCCAGCCUCAACUGAGACAGCCUAUGUGUCCUCAGAGUCUCCCAUUAGAAUCUCAGUUUCAACAGAAGGCGCAAACACUUCUUCAUCCACAUCGACAUCCACGACUGGGACCAGCCAUCUCAUAAAGUGUGCGGAGAAGGAGAAAACUUUCUGCGUGAAUGGGGGCGAGUGCUUCAUGGUGAAGGACCUGUCAAACCCGUCAAGAUACUUGUGCAAGUGCCAACCUGGAUUCACUGGAGCAAGAUGUACUGAGAAUGUGCCCAUGAAAGUCCAAACCCAAGAAAAAGCGGAGGAACUCUACCAGAAGAGGGUGCUGACAAUUACUGGCAUCUGUAUCGCCCUGCUGGUGGUCGGCAUCAUGUGUGUGGUGGCCUACUGCAAAACCAAGAAGCAGCGGCAGAAGCUCCAUGAUCGGCUUCGGCAGAGCCUUCGGUCAGAACGGAACAACAUGGUGAACAUAGCGAAUGGGCCUCACCACCCGAACCCGCCGCCAGAGAACGUGCAGCUGGUGAAUCAAUACGUAUCUAAAAACGUCAUCUCCAGUGAGCAUAUUGUCGAGAGAGAAGUGGAGACUUCCUUUUCCACCAGUCAUUACACUUCCACAGCCCAUCACUCCACGACUGUCACCCAGACUCCUAGUCACAGCUGGAGUAAUGGGCACACGGAGAGCGUCAUUUCAGAAAGCAACUCCGUAAUCAUGAUGUCAUCGGUAGAGAACAGCAGGCACAGCAGUCCCGCCGGGGGCCCACGAGGACGUCUUCAUGGCCUGGGAGGCCCUCGUGAUAACAGCUUCCUCAGGCAUGCCAGAGAAACCCCUGACUCCUACAGAGACUCUCCUCAUAGCGAAAGACAUAACCUUAUAGCUGAGCUAAGGAGAAACAAGGCUUACAGAUCCAAAUGCAUGCAGAUCCAGCUGUCAGCAACUCAUCUUAGACCCUCUUCCAUUUCCCAUUUGGGCUUCAUUCUCUAAGACCCCUUGGCCUUUAGGAAGGUAUGUAUCAGCCAUGACCACCCCGGCUCGUAUGUCACCUGUAGAUUUCCACACGCCAAGCUCCCCUAAAUCGCCCCCUUCGGAAAUGUCUCCACCCGUGUCCAGCAUGACGGUGUCCAUGCCCUCUGUGGCAGUCAGCCCCUUUGUGGAAGAAGAGAGGCCUCUGCUACUCGUGACGCCACCAAGGCUACGGGAGAAGAAAUAUGAUCAUCACCCCCAGCAACUCAACUCCUUUCAUCACAACCCUGCACAUCAGAGUGCCAGCCUGCCCCCUAGCCCAUUGAGGAUAGUGGAGGAUGAGGAGUACGAGACGACCCAGGAGUAUGAGUCAGUUCAAGAGCCCGUUAAGAAAGUCACCAAUAGCCGGCGGGCCAAAAGAACCAAGCCCAAUGGCCACAUUGCCAAUAGGUUGGAAAUGGACAGCAACGCAAGUUCUGUGAGCAGUAACUCAGAAAGUGAGACAGAAGACGAAAGAGUAGGUGAAGAUACGCCAUUCCUGGGCAUACAGAACCCCCUGGCAGCCAGCCUUGAGGCGGCCCCUGCCUUCCGUCUGGCUGAGAGCAGGACUAACCCAGCAGGCCGCUUCUCCACACAGGAGGAAUUACAGGCCAGGCUGUCUAGUGUAAUCGCUAACCAAGACCCUAUUGCUGUAUAAAACCUAAAUAAACACAUAGAUUCACCUGUAAAA